Messenger RNA from Arabidopsis lyrata subsp. lyrata, 2142 nucleotides. Its product is annotated as major facilitator superfamily domain-containing protein 12. Gene Ontology annotation, molecular function: symporter activity. The transcript is spliced from 13 exons. Gene Ontology annotation, cellular component: membrane. Gene Ontology annotation, biological process: carbohydrate transport. The record is from RefSeq and is a predicted model, not a curated record. Bases 485 to 1864 code for a protein of 459 amino acids. NCBI's taxonomy places the organism in Eukaryota, Viridiplantae, Streptophyta, Magnoliopsida, Brassicales, Brassicaceae.
GCCUGCAAAAAGAUUACAACUUUUUAAAAGAAUCUCUGACAAAUUGCUAUCUACAUUCUAUCCAUUAACUGAUCCUCGCAAACAAAAUUCACCCAUAAGUAUGCAUAACCAAAUCUGGAAAAAUAAACCGAUAUGACUGCAUGAAUAUCUCAGACUAUCAUGUACAUCAUUCACUCGCUGGACUCUGAUCACUUCAAUUUCCAAGAUUUUAUAAUAUUUUUGUCAAGAUUUCAACCAAAAGAAAAGGUCUUAUGACUCACAUAAUGACGUUGGAAGAAAGGUAUUAGUUAGGGUUAGUGGAGAGAGUGUUCAAUAUGAAACAAGUUUUUCUCUGUCUUCUUUACGCCUUCUUUUUCCCUCCUUUGGGGGAAAAAAUCGUUGCUUUUGAGGUUUCUUCUAAAUCAAUCUCUCUUCACAAGGGUUUUUUUUUAUUUGAAAUUGAUUCUGGGUCCAGAUUGAUUAAAAAUUCGAAGCGAUUGAGAAAAUGACCGGAGGAAGUGAGGAGGAUCCAUUCACAAAACCCAUUGGAAGAUGGUCUGUCUUCUUCUAUGGAGUUGGGCACAUGCUUAAUGACAUUACUGCUUCUUGUUGGUUCACUUACCUCCUCCUAUUCUUGACCCAAAUUGGUCUCUCCCCAAGAGAUGCAGCAAUUGUUAUGCUAUCUGGCCAAGUUGCUGAUGCGUUUGCUACUAUCUUCACUGGUGAAUUGAUAGAUAGGUUUGGGCAUUUCAAGAUUUGGCAUGCUGCAGGAUCAUUACUGGUUGCAAUCUCGUUUUCCUCGGUUUUCGGAGGUUGUCUGCCUUGUUCGAUCCUCCAUAACGACUCUUUAACGCUCGAAACCUUCUCCUACAGCAUGUUUGCAGCUAUAUUUAACAUUGGAUGGGCUGCUACUCAAGUUUCCCAUAUGGCCAUGGUUAAUUGCAUUUCAUUAAACUCAACAAGCAGAGUUGCUUUAACUAGCUCUCGUAACGCGUUUACUAUGGUUGCUAAUCUUGGCUUAUAUGCGAUUGCUUUAGUAGUAUUCGGUGUUAUUAAAGCUGGUUCAAAAGAAGAUACGGAAACACAGUACCGUUGGAUUGCAUAUUCAUCUAUCACGAUUGGAUGCUGCUUUGUGGUCAUAUUUCUUAUGGGGACAAAAGAGCCAAGGCUGAGGAUAGAUUUGAAACAAACUAGCCGAGCAAGAAUACCGUGGGUCUAUUGGUUCCGGAAACUUCUAUACUAUCAAGUUGCCAUGGUUUACCUCCUCACUCGAUUAGUAUUGAAUGUUUCUCAGGCAUAUCUUGCAUUCUUCGUUAUCGAUGAUUUGCAAAUGGGUCAAUCCGCUAAAGCUUUGGUUCCUGCGAUUAUCUAUAUCUGCAGCUUUGUUGUAUCGGUUCUGCUUCAGGAGAUUCCAUGGAACGGGAGACGCUUGAAGGCGUAUUAUACAGCUGGUGGAAUAAUUUGGAUAUUCUGUGGUGCAGCAAUUCUUCUAUUGCCUAGAGACAUAAGUUCUUUCAUGUAUGCGAUAUCUGUCUUUAUUGGCAUCGCAAAUGCAUUAAUGAUGGUUACAGCAAUCAGUAUGCAGAGUGUGUUGGUUGGUGCGGAAGUCGGUGGUUGCGCGUUUGUCUGUGGCUCGUUAAGCUUCUUGGACAAGAUGUCUUGUGGGCUUGCUCUAUAUGUUCUUCAGUCACACCAAACUACUUCACCUAGAGGCCAACUAAACAACAACAACCAACAAAGUGUUUACCUUUCGGUUACAAGAUACGGUUUAGGUCUUGUUCCAGCAUUGUGCUCGUUUGUUGGUGUCGCUGUAACGUUCUUUAUGGAGCUCGAAGCUGCUGGAUCACUAUCGAAGCCCCUGCUGCGUGAGCCGUUACUAGAAUGACAAAAUGGUCUUUUGAGGUUAAAAACACUAAAUGCUCGAUUGUUUUUUUUGAACAAGUUUGAUUUUCUUGUCCACUAAUCAUUUAAUAUAUACGGAAUUUUGCCAGAUUCUUUAAACGACGGUUUUGUACAUAAGGAUAGUCACAGUGUGACACCAAUUACUUGUAUCAGAAAUAAUUGAAUAUAAAUGUGGGAUCUCGGGUUUGAUUGUUUGGGUUUUACCAUUUGUAAUUUCACAAAGAUGUUUAUAUUUUUGAUAAUGUAACACAUACUAAAGAA